Messenger RNA from Prunus mume (Japanese apricot), 1887 nucleotides. RefSeq names its product Flavin containing amine oxidoreductase family (gene HEMG2). Lineage: Eukaryota; Viridiplantae; Streptophyta; Magnoliopsida; Rosales; Rosaceae. Gene Ontology annotation, biological process: porphyrin-containing compound biosynthetic process. The record is from RefSeq and is a predicted model, not a curated record. Gene Ontology annotation, molecular function: protoporphyrinogen oxidase activity, oxygen as acceptor. Gene Ontology annotation, cellular component: chloroplast; chloroplast thylakoid.
ACCAUUUCAUUUGUGAAGGUUUCGAGUCGCAGAGAGAGAGAGGAGCAGCAGUGCAAAUGACCUCAUUAACUACCAAGGAAGGUGAACAGAGCUCUGUUAAAAGAGUAGCUGUUGUUGGUGCUGGUGUAAGCGGGCUUGCUGCAGCCUACAAACUGAAAUCACACGGUUUCGACGUCACGGUAUUUGAAGCUGAGGGAAGAGCUGGAGGGAAGCUGAGAAGUGUUUCACAUGAUGGUCUGAUUUGGGAUGAAGGAGCAAAUACAAUGACUCAGAGUGAAAAGGAGGUCCAGACUUUGCUUGAUUGUCUUGGAAUUCGAGAAAAGCAACAAUUUCCAAUUUCACAAAACAAGCGUUAUAUUGUGAGGAAUGGAUCACCUGUGCUGAUACCUACCAAUCCAAUCGCUCUGAUCAAGAGCAAUUUUCUUUCAGCGCAAUCAAAGCUGCAAAUUAUUCUAGAGCCAUAUUUGUGGAAGGACAAAAGAGUUUCUAAUGAUCACACCGAAGAAAGUGUGGGUGGGUUUUUUCAGCGUCAUUUUGGGGAAGAGGUUGUUGAUUAUCUCAUUGACCCCUUUGUUGCUGGAACAAGUGCUGGAGAUCCCGAAUCUCUUUCUAUGCGCCAUUCUUUUCCAGAUAUAUGGAAUAUAGAGAAAAGGUUUGGUUCUGUUAUAUCUGGGGCAAUUAAAUCAAAAUUAUCUGCCAGCAAGGGAAAAAGUGGAGAAACAAAGGGUUCCGUAGAAAAAGGGAAGCGUCAGCGUGGUUCAUUUUCAUUUCAUGGUGGAAUGCAGACACUCACUGAUAUCUUGUGCAACCAGCUUGAAAAAGAUAAGCUUAAACUGAACUCAAAGGUUUUGUCACUAUCUUACCGUCAGGGUGGGAACUCUGCAUUAGAAAAUUGGUCAGUUUCCCGUGUUGCUGACGAUGACAAGCAUUCACAAUGUUUAUCUGUAGAUGCUGUAAUCAUGACGGCUCCGCUAUGCAAUGUCAAAGAAAUGAAGAUCACGAAAAGAGGAACCCGCUUCCCUCUUGAUUUUAUUCCUGAGGUGGUUUAUAUGCCAUUAUCAGUGAUCAUAACCACCUUCAAGAAGGAAAAUGUUAAGAGACCCCUUGAGGGGUUUGGAGUUCUUGUUCCCUCUAAAGAGCAGAAAAACGGCUUAAAAACUCUUGGUACUCUCUUUUCCUCCAUGAUGUUUCCUGAUCGUGCACCCAGUGACCUAUAUCUUUAUACUACCUUUGUUGGGGGAAGUCGAAACAAGGAACUAGCAAAAGCUUCAACGGAUGAAUUGAAGCAAAUUGUUACCUCUGACAUUAGGCACUUGUUAGGAGCAGAAGGCGAGCCGACAUUUGUGAACCAUUUCUACUGGAGCAAAGCAUUUCCAUUGUAUGGGCGUGACUAUGAUUCAGUUAUAGAAGCAAUUGAGAAUAUGGAGAAAAAUCUUCCUGGGUUCUUCUAUGCAGGUAACCAUAGGGGUGGACUGUCGGUUGGUAAAUCAAUAGCUUCUGGAUGCAAAGCAGCUGAGCUUGUAAUCUCCUAUCUGGAAUCUCCUUCAGAUGAGAAGACACGUCACGAAGGAUGAUCGUUUUGGAAAUGAGAAGUAUAUCCUCGUACGGAGACGUCUUAGAUUUUGUGUGUUUGAUGUUUUCUCAGUAGAUAUCCAUUGCACGCUGAUUUCUGGAGGGCCUAUAUGUGGUCCUUGUGCAGUGACAGUGGCUUACAAUUGUGGUCCAACGUGAGAGGGGCAAUUUGUUUUAGAAGUUAGAAGAGAGAGCUUGAACAUCCAGUUGAUUUUUGCUCUUAAUAAGGCCAAUGUGGUUAAGCUUGAACAUCCAGUUGAUUAUUGCUCUUAAUAAGGCCAAUGUGGUUCCCUUCCCACAAAUUUGAAGGAGCUA